GCACGACUGCGCUGCCGGUAUCUUGUUCUGCAACAGUGCUUUGACUAGCCUUUUAUUACGCAUUUGGCCUUGGUGCUGUGAUGGAGAAGUUCAGUGGAAAAGUGGUGAUCAUUACAGGUGCAUCAAGUGGAAUAGGAGAGGCCACUGCCGUUGCCUUUUCAAAACAAGGGGCAAAAUUAACAAUUUGUGGAAGAAACAAAGAAAGGCUAGAAGAAACUGCUAAAAAAUGUAGAGAUAAUGGCGCAGAGGUUUUACAAAUAGUUGGAGAUCUAUCAAAGUUUGAAGAAUUGAAACCCGUGAUCGAUAUAACAGUUAGCAAGUUUUCCAGAAUUGAUAUCUUGAUAAACAACGCGGGUCGCCUGGAACAUUGUCCAAUUUCUGAACUCCAGCUUGAUUUAUUUGAAGAUUUGUUUGCGAUUCUUGUUCGUGCACCUGUUUUUCUUUGUAAAUAUGCAUUGCCUCACCUUAAAGAGACAAAAGGUUGCGUGGUCAAUGUGUCAAGUACAGCAAGUCUCAAAACAUUUCCUUUGACAUUCAAUGUGUCGUACGAAAUGUUUAAGGCAGCGUUAGACAAUUUCACAAGAGGAUUUUCAGCAGAAUGUGCUUCAUAUGGCGUUCGUGUUAACAGCAUCAAUCCAGGUGUUGUGAAAACGAGACUUGUUGAAAAUUUAAAAUACACAAAAGAGCAACAAGAGAAGAUUAUGGAAUAUUUCAGUAAAAUUCACAAGCUUGGAUUUAUGGAACCAGAAACUAUAGCUGAUGGAAUAGUAUUUUUAUGUUCUUCGUCUCACAUUACUGGUAUAAUGCUGCCGGUAGACUCCGGAUCUUUGAACGCUUGAAACUAACUCAUUUUCAAGUAGCAAAUAAAUACAUACCAUGUAUUAAAUAAAAUAUUAAUUCC
This is a messenger RNA of Styela clava, 901 nucleotides long. RefSeq names its product putative oxidoreductase TM_0325. NCBI's taxonomy places the organism in Eukaryota, Metazoa, Chordata, Ascidiacea, Stolidobranchia, Styelidae. The record is from RefSeq and is a predicted model, not a curated record.